CGUGUGUGCUUCCUGACUGUCCUUUGUGGCUUGUGAGGAGUGCUGAUCACAAUAUGUCUUCAGGAAAUGCCAAAACUGGGCACCGUGCCCCCCAGUUCAAAGCAACUGCUGUAAUGCCAGAUGGUCAGUUCAAAGAUAUCAGCCUAUCUGACUACAAAGGAAAAUAUGUUGUGUUCUUCUUUUACCCUCUUGAUUUCACCUUUGUGUGCCCCAUGGAGAUCAUUGCUUUCAGUGAUAGGGCAGAAGAAUUUAAGAAACUCAACUGCCAAGUGAUUGGUGCUUCUGUGGAUUCUCACUUCUGUCACCUGGCAUGGAUCAACACACCCAAGAAACAAGGAGGACUGGGACCCAUGAACAUUCCCUUGAUAUCAGACCCCAAGCGCACCAUUGCUCAGGACUAUGGGGUCUUAAAGGCCGAUGAAGGCAUAUCAUUCAGGGGCCUUUUUAUUAUUGAUGAUAAAGGUAUCCUUCGACAGAUCACCAUAAAUGACCUUCCUGUUGUCCGUUCUGUGGAUGAGACACUGAGACUAGUUCAGGCCUUCCAGUUUACUGACAAACAUGGGGAAGUAUGCCCAGCUGGCUGGAAGCCUGGCAGUGAUACCAUGAAGCCUGAUGUCCAGAAGAAGAGCAAAGAAUAUUUCUCUAAGCAGAAGUGAGCACUGGGCCAUUUUAGGGCCAGGCUGCAGUAGGUAGCCACGAGAACAAAACCUCUUUUGUACUAUUGUCAUGCUUAAAAAACAAGACCUUACACUCAGCCCAGAUGUGGUGUGGGACAGGACAGGCCUUUCCUGCAGGGGUUGGGGAGGCCAGCCUUUCUUCCUCUGGAGGGAAUGGCCUGAGCUGUAUUAUGGGUCAGACAAACUGAUGUGUAGAGUAGUAGGGUAUCACUUUUGGUCUUUUGUAGUUUUAUUAAACUUGAGCUGAGAAAAAAA
This is a messenger RNA of Kogia breviceps (pygmy sperm whale), 932 nucleotides long. The record is from RefSeq and is a predicted model, not a curated record. Lineage: Eukaryota; Metazoa; Chordata; Mammalia; Artiodactyla; Physeteridae.